ACAUAUAUGAAAUACAAUUUUAAUGACAUGGCCGCUCACUAUAAAAGUACUUCCGACAAACUAAAUGUUAUUGACAGAAAAACCUUCGAAAAUAUAAAGCAGAACCAAGGUACUGAAAACGAUGAUCCCUUCUGUAAAUUAAAAAAUGCCAAAUUUCGGAAAAAAAGCGCUGUGAAAUGUGGUGGAGGUACAACCUUUAAUUUACUCCAUUUUCUUAUUAAAACUUCUAAGGAAAGAAAAAAGGAAACAAAGUUAAAAUACCGAACUGUUUGCAAAUUUGGAAAUCGUACGCAUAAAACCGGGAAGCAACGAGGAAAGACUAGAGAAGGUGGUAAAAGAAAAAAGUAUACCAAGUUGAAAAAAGCUAUAUUGAACUACAGGCAGCAGAAAAUACACAAUCAACAAAAACCUCAGUUAAAACCAGAAUUACUACAGGAAACUGUGCAUCUAAUUGAAUCUCUUUCUAUUGAUUCCAAAGAAAUAGAAAAAGAGCCAGUUAGUAACGAAUUGAAGCCUACACAAGAAUAUGUUAAAACCGCUCACUCGAGACGAUUCAGAAGUUAUUGCGACAAUUGCACAACUCUUCUAUUGAAAAAACUUACUGAGCAACUACUCCGCGAACUUGAUCGCUUUCAAAAACGUGCCGUCGCUCAAAAUGCAAUAAAGGCUCAUGCUCAUCGACGUUUCGUAGUAGGAUUUCGUGAAGCCAAUAACUUUUUACUUGUAAACAAAGUAAAAUUGAUAAUCAUUGCACCAGACUGUGAAAAAUGUGAUGGCGAAGACGGACUGGAUGAGAAGAUUUGCAAUAUUAAGAAGCAGUGCCAACAGCAGAAUAUUCCAUAUCUUUUCUCACUAAGGCGUCGUGAAUUGGCAUAUACAUUGUUUAAGAAAGCCCCGGUUGGCUGUGUCGCGGUGCUUGAUUUCGAUGGAGCACGUGAUAUAUUUCUAAAGUUGUUACAAGAGUUAGAAAUAGCAAGAAAAUCUUAUGAAGAUCUUGCAAUUGUACGAUCUGCUGAAAUAAAAUAAACAAAUCUAAAAACUUGGGACUAAAUAA
Bactrocera neohumeralis is the source of this 1054-nucleotide messenger RNA. It is a transcript of the gene Sbp2, whose product is annotated as selenocysteine insertion sequence-binding protein 2. Gene Ontology annotation, molecular function: mRNA 3'-UTR binding; selenocysteine insertion sequence binding; ribonucleoprotein complex binding. Lineage: Eukaryota; Metazoa; Arthropoda; Insecta; Diptera; Tephritidae. The record is from RefSeq and is a predicted model, not a curated record. The coding region runs from base 7 to 1026 and encodes 339 amino acids. The transcript has 3 exons. Gene Ontology annotation, biological process: selenocysteine incorporation. Gene Ontology annotation, cellular component: ribonucleoprotein complex.